This is a messenger RNA of Colletotrichum graminicola M1.001, 1554 nucleotides long. Its product is annotated as ATP synthase F1. NCBI's taxonomy places the organism in Eukaryota, Fungi, Ascomycota, Sordariomycetes, Glomerellales, Glomerellaceae. Gene Ontology annotation, molecular function: ATP binding; ATP hydrolysis activity; proton-transporting ATP synthase activity, rotational mechanism. Bases 1 to 1554 code for a protein of 517 amino acids. Gene Ontology annotation, biological process: proton transmembrane transport; proton motive force-driven mitochondrial ATP synthesis. The record is from RefSeq and is a predicted model, not a curated record. The transcript is spliced from 8 exons.
AUGUUCAAGAGCGGCAUUUCCUCCUUCGCCCGGGCGGCUCGCCCUUCCUUCGCGGCGACCGCUUCCCGUCGCGCCAUCAGACCUUCUACUUUCAGACUCCCUGCCACCAGCAGAUUCGCCAGCACCGCCGGUGUCGGUGAUGGAAAGAUCUACCAGGUCAUUGGUGCCGUCGUCGACGUCAAGUUCGACACCGCCAAGCUCCCUGCUAUUCUGAACGCCCUCGAGACGACAAACAACGACCAGAAGCUGGUCCUGGAGGUCGCGCAACACUUGGGUGAGAAUGUCGUCCGCUGCAUUGCCAUGGACGGUACCGAGGGUCUCGUCCGUGGCCGCCCUGCCACCGACACUGGUGCCCCCAUCACCAUCCCCGUCGGCCCGGAGACUUUGGGCCGUAUCAUGAACGUCACUGGUGACCCCAUUGACGAGCGUGGCCCCAUCAAGUCCAGCAAGAGACUGCCCAUUCACACCGAGCCCCCCGAGUUCAUCGACCAGUCCACCACCGCCGAGGUUCUCGUCACCGGUAUCAAGGUUGUCGACCUGCUCGCCCCCUACGCUCGUGGUGGAAAGAUUGGUCUCUUCGGUGGUGCCGGUGUCGGCAAGACCGUCUUCAUUCAGGAGUUGAUCAACAACAUCGCCAAGGCCCACGGUGGUUACUCUGUCUUCACUGGUGUCGGUGAGCGUACCCGUGAGGGUAACGAUCUGUACCACGAGAUGCAAGAGACUUCCGUCAUUCAGCUUGAUGGCGAGUCCAAGGUCGCCUUGGUCUUCGGUCAGAUGAACGAGCCCCCUGGUGCCCGUGCCCGUGUUGCCCUGACUGGUCUGACUAUUGCCGAGUACUUCCGUGACGAAGAAGGACAGGAUGUGUUGCUCUUCAUUGACAACAUUUUCCGUUUCACCCAGGCCGGUUCCGAGGUGUCUGCCCUUCUGGGUCGUAUCCCCUCUGCCGUCGGUUACCAGCCCACCCUCGCCAUCGACAUGGGUGGUAUGCAGGAGCGUAUUACCACCACCAAGAAGGGUUCCAUUACUUCCGUCCAGGCCGUCUACGUCCCUGCUGACGAUUUGACUGACCCUGCCCCUGCCACCACCUUCGCUCACUUGGACGCCACCACUGUCUUGUCCCGUGGUAUCUCUGAGUUGGGUAUCUACCCCGCUGUCGACCCUCUUGACUCCAAGUCUCGUAUGCUGGACCCCCGUAUUGUCGGCCAGGACCACUACGACACCGCCACCCGUGUCCAGCAGAUCCUCCAGGAGUACAAGUCCCUCCAGGACAUCAUUGCCAUUCUGGGUAUGGACGAACUUUCCGAGGCCGACAAGCUUACCGUCGAGCGUGCCCGUAAGAUCCAGCGUUUCCUGUCGCAGCCCUUCACUGUCGCCCAGGUUUUCACUGGUAUCGAGGGUAAGCUCGUUGACCUGAAGGAGACCAUCAACUCGUUCAAGGCCAUCCUCAGUGGUGAGGGUGACAACCUUCCCGAGGGUGCCUUCUACAUGGUUGGUGACUUCGCCUCAGCCAAGGAGAAGGGUGAGAAGAUCCUUGCGGAUCUGGAGAAGAACUAA